AUGUCUCAGCGCUCCUCCUCGCACGUGGACGGGUGGGAGUCCGUCGGCCGUCUCUUAAGGAGCAAGUCCUUGUACCCGCCCGCGGUGGCCAACCCCUUCGUGCAGCGCACGCACAUCAGCGCGUGGCGCUGGGCCUCCAUCCUCCUCCUGGGGACCCUGCUGGUGGCGGUGCGGGUGUCCUGCCUGGCCGUCCUCUUCGUCUUCCUCUGGCCCGUGACCAUGCUGUGCACCAUAGGCCGCUCUGCUCGCCCAGGCAAGCCCGCCAAGAGUUGGAGAAGAAAACUGGUGCAACAACCCCUCAGGUUCUUGUUUCAGACGUGUUUCCUUGCCUCCGGCUUCCUGGUGAAAGUGAAAGGGAAAAAGGCAACCCGAAACGAGGCCCCCCUCUUGGUGACCGCACCGCACUCCACUUUCUUCGACGCCAUCGCCUGUGUGGUGGCGGGGUUGCCCUCCGUGGUCUCUGCGAGUGAAAACGCACGGAUCCCAGUGGCCGGGAAAUUCCUGUUGUCAACGCAGCCGGUGCUUGUGGCUCGAGAGGACCCCAACUCCAGGAAGACUACCCGGGAUGAAAUCCAGAAGCGAGUGACCUCCAAAGGGGCGUGGCCACAGAUCAUGAUUUUCCCAGAGGGAGUGUGUACCAAUCGCUCGUGUCUGAUCACUUUUAGGCUAGGGGCCUUCUCCCCAGGGGUGCCUGUGCAGCCAGUGCUGCUCAGGUACCCGAACAGCCUGGACACGGUGACCUGGACCUGGCAGGGCUUGACAGCCUUCCAGGUGUGUAUGCUGACCCUGAGCCAGCUCUUCACCAGGGUAGAAGUGGAGUUUAUGCCUGUGUACGUCCCGAGUGACCAGGAAAAAAAAGACCCCAUCCUUUUUGCCAAUGCAGUGCGGGUCAACAUGGCCAAUGCUCUGGGGGUGCCCGUGACAGACCACACGUACGAAGACUGCAAACUAAUGAUCAGCGCAGGCAACCUUCAACUACCCAUGGAAGCUGGUUUGGUGGAAUUUACAAAGAUCAGCCGGAAGUUGAAGUUAGAUUGGGAUAGUAUUCAUCAGCAUUUGGAUGAAUAUGCUGCAAUCGCAGUUGCCUCAAAAGGAGGGAAGAUAGGAAUUGAAGAAUUUGCAAGUUUUUUAAAUCUCCCAAUUUCAGAGCCCUUCAGACAACUGUUUGCCCUCUUUGACAGGAAUAACGACGGCAGCAUAGACUUCAGAGAGUACGUGAUAGGGCUGACUGUCCUGUGCAAUCCUGCCAACACGGCCGAGAUUCUGCGAAUAUCCUUUAAGCUUUUUGAUCUUGAUGAGGAUGGCUUCAUAACACAACCGGAGUUGGCUGCUAUACUUCAGGCAGCUUUUGGGGUGCCUGACCUUGAUGUUUCCAGUCUCUUUCAGGGAAUAGCUAGACAGAACUCAGAACACAUUUCAUACAAGGACUUUAUGAAAUUUGCUUUGAAGCACCCAGAAUAUGCCAUUCUAUUUAAUUCAUAUUUAGAACUCCAGGCAGCCUAUAUAUACACAUCACCACAAGAACAAGUUUAA
This is a messenger RNA of Myotis lucifugus (little brown bat), 1533 nucleotides long. RefSeq names its product lysophosphatidylcholine acyltransferase 2B-like. Gene Ontology annotation, cellular component: endoplasmic reticulum. The record is from RefSeq and is a predicted model, not a curated record. NCBI's taxonomy places the organism in Eukaryota, Metazoa, Chordata, Mammalia, Chiroptera, Vespertilionidae. Gene Ontology annotation, molecular function: calcium ion binding; 1-acylglycerophosphocholine O-acyltransferase activity. The transcript has a single exon. The coding region runs from base 1 to 1533 and encodes 510 amino acids.